Molecule: messenger RNA, 2066 nt
Organism: Toxorhynchites rutilus septentrionalis
Lineage: Eukaryota; Metazoa; Arthropoda; Insecta; Diptera; Culicidae
Gene: Zmynd10
Product: zinc finger MYND domain-containing protein 10 homolog
Exons: 4
Coding region: 72-1463 (463 amino acids)
Biological process (GO): inner dynein arm assembly; motile cilium assembly; outer dynein arm assembly
Cellular component (GO): cytoplasm; centriolar satellite
Source: RefSeq, a predicted model, not a curated record
UAAUUAAUUUAACAACUAAAAUCUAAGAUUGAUUGAGUCUGCAUUAGAUUUUCGCUAGAACCGCUGUAACCAUGGCAACUGUAGGUAUGAUCAAAAUUUGUUAUAUUUUUCGUUCUACUGAAGAUACAAAGAUGUCUUUCCCCACUGCAGUUUUUCCGGAAGAAAUCGAUUACCUUAUCGAUAGUUUGCGUCGGUUCCAAGUAUAUGAUGUCGGUACAUCAAGAUGGUUCGACCAGAAUGAAACAAUAAUGAAACUUACACAACAAGCAUACAUUGAGGCUUGCUCAGAUCAAGAGGAGGUGGUCAAGGAUCGUAUAAAGGUUGAAGGAAAGCUACCAUUAUUGGUACAUGAAAUUCAUUGCAUUUUGGUAUGGAAAAAUAAACUCCUUCCAAUCUUAUUAAAAGAAGACAAAUUAGAGGCAUCCUUCGUACUGUACAGCGUGCUAUAUUAUGAAUUAACCAUUGUCACGUUGUUAGAAACCAUAUUAUUCCAUAGAGGCACAUGCGAAGCUCUCAAUGAAAGUGCUUUAGAUUUGACUGAUUACUGUGCUCAAGUUGUAGGACUCCUGAUUGGUUUAAGCUAUGAUAAUAAACAAACUGUUAGUGAGCAGUCAAACGGUACACUCAACGAAUCAGCAAGAGAAGAAAUCGAACGUUUGAAACGGGACGUAGAUUUUAAGAUUGGGUUAAAAUGUUUGACUAUCCUCAGUUAUCUAACAAAUAACAUUAUGGUGCUCCCACUAAGCACUAAAAAUCGUUUAACACGAGUACAUGAUAUACCAUGCUUGAUCGCGGAAAUUUUACAUGUCAAGCCUUGGAUAAGAAGACGCAAUGGUAUCGAAAAAUUCAUAGACGAUGGUUGGAUAUCUACUUGUGGGAAUGAUAUUCUGAAAGUAACCAAGCAUGAAGCUCAAAGUUGGUUUUGUUUGUUUAGUGUGCUCUCGAACAACGACAUUAUGGAAGAUUAUAACAUAAACGAAUUUCGACAAGAACAAAUCGGGAAAUGCCUAGGGCUGCUGAAUGAGUGUAUCCUAGAUCAGCUUCCAGCGCUAGUUCAACUUAAACAAAUACUCAGCACAUUAAAAAUGCAAAGAACAAAAGGAAGAGGACAUGGUGGGUUACUUUUGGAAGAAUUGCCGGAAAUCAAAAAUGAUAUUUUAAAUGAAGCUGGAAAAUAUGGUUGGAGCAAGAUUAUUGAAACUCAUAAACGAACAUUCAUAGAGCUACCACAAGAAGAAAUUUCUGAUAUUGCUAAAAGACUAUAUUCAGCAUACAAUACAGGCUUAAUGGAAAUAUUUGCAUAUCAAGACAAGAAAUCGUCAUAUAAAUUUUGUGAAGUUUGCAAGAAAUCGGCGGAGAAGAAAUGUUCUAAGUGCGAAUGCAUAUUCUACUGCUCACGUGAAUGCCAGGUUUCUGAUUGGACUCGUCAUAAGAAGCAAUGUCAUCAUCUAAAAAUCGUUUAAAACAUGUUAGUCGCGUUUGGAUCGAUAUUUUUAUAUUAUUCAAUAUGCCAUUAUCACAACAUAUUUAGCUUGACUGUCUAAGCUGCUUCAAAUGCUCUUUGAUAACAUCAUGAGCAGGAGUUUCCUCACCGUAUGCCUGAAAUAGAUUUUUUUUAGUAGAAUCAAACAAGACAUUCCAGUUUUUGAAAUUUUACCUUAAGCACAACACAAGAAGCACCGGAAAUCUUACGUGGUUUGCCCUCCUUAUCGAUCUUGCAUAGGCCAGACCAUUCCCCGAGUUUCUUGUUUGAGUCAACUCGAAUCAGGGGAAUUUGAUGUUCAUUGCAAAGAGCAGUAAUCAAAUUUUUGUAUUUGGGCUCGUCACAGCUUUCAGCAAGAAUGCACAGAACCGCCUGUCUUUUAUCAAGAGCUUUGCAAGCUUCAUGAAGACCGUGAACUAAUCCAUCCGCGAUCAAUGACUUUUUCAGCACUUCCUGGAGUGCUGUAUUUAUGUCCAUCUGACCAUCAAUAGCAGCAACGGGAGUAUCUCUGCAUCAUAUUUUUGAAGUUAAUAUUUAUAUUCCAUAAACUUAAAUCUGAAUUGUUAUACUUACACUUCAAUAU